UAAUUACAAACGCUAGAUUUAAAUUUUAAAAUUAUUUAAUGUCAUACAUAAAAUUACAAUUUUUCACAAUCAUAAGGCAUAGCUAAAUUUACUGUUACAAUUCAAGUUUCUGUUUGUCAGCCACAAUUUGAGAUUGAGAUUAUUUAGGAACUGGAAUUAAAGUUGAAGUCUACAAGACUAGAAUUAAACUUGUGAAUCACUCGUGUUUAGAGAUAAGGUCGAGUAGAACAGAGUAGCAAUUCAAGUUGCGUUCGACUAUGCAAGUGUCAGACGCAAAUUCAAUGAACGCAUGUGACAUAGGCCCCCGCUUGACGGGACCUGUUACCACUUGCCAACAUAUCAGGACAAAAAAACCACUCAACCAACAUGGUAUAUAUAUAUAUAUAUAUACAGAUCCAGUUCUUGGCAGUAGUCCAAAAGUAGUAGGAUACAAUUACUAAAGCCAAUGAACGAAGUUAAAACAGGACGAGUUUCGAUUCAGGUUGCGUUGGAUUCGACUAUGUUAGUAUCAGACUCAAAUUCAAUGACUGGGACCUGUUACCACUUGCCAACAUGUCAAGACAAAAAACUACUUGCACAGCCGGCACGGUCAGUGUCCAUUAAUUUUUCUGUAUCUUGAUAUUCAGUUCCAGGCGUUGGCAGUAGGCCUAUAGGAGUGGGAUACAAUUGUAAGUAUUUGUUCAACGAGCUUGAGCCUUCAAGUAAAGCAAAAGCCAUUGAACGAAGUCAAAACAGGAUGCUUUACCCAGUCUCUUCAGCAACAUAUGCCAUAGCCGGCAAUCAAGACCUCCUUACAGAGAUCCUCCUCAGAAUACCUGCCAAACCUCUCCUCAAUUUCAAAUUCGUUUCAAAACAAUGGCUCUCUCUCAUUUCCAGCUCCCAGUUCCGCCUCUCUCACUCUCGUCGCCACCGUGACAACGCCUCUCUCACGGCUGCUGCCCUCUUGUUCCACUGUGACACUUCCCACAACCCCUCCGGUGGAUUCCACAUCAUCCCCUUCAAGAGCCAUUGUUCCAGACUCUCUUUCUUCGACUAUCUCAAACACCCAGCUGUCAAAAUCAUGCAAUCUUGCAACGGUUUGCUUCUUUGCCGUUCUUAUGAUAAAUAUCUUUGCUUGAAGUACUUUGUCUGUAACCCCAUUACUAAGAAAUUCAGGAUUGUAUCUUUUCCUCAAGUUGAAGGCUUUGUUUAUGCUGUUAAUUUAGCUUUUGACCCUCUUAAAUCUGUUGAUUACAAGAUCAUUUCAAUCAGGAGAUUGAUAUGGGUAGCUCCUAGAUUUCAUAUUGAUAUAUAUUCAUCAGAGACUGAUUCUUGGAGUGUAAAGGCACUGAGUUUUACUAACGUAUGGUUAAAAAAUGGGGUUUUUUGUAAUGGGGCUAUUCAUUGGGAAAGUGAGGGAAAGAGUUCAUUGUAUUUAGAUAUGGAGAAUAUGUGCUUGAAAGUCAUGCCAAUGCCAGUUCGGAUGCUGGACGCACCUGAGGGAUCUUAUAGUGAGAGCAACAGGUUUUUGGGGGAGUCUUGGGGGCAUUUGCAUCUUGCUGUCACAUACAAGCCCCUCGCUUUACAAUUCAAUAUUUUUGAGAUGGCGGUAGAUUAUUCUGGUUGGUUCUUAAAAUACCGUGUGAACUUGGAAACUGUGAUGAAUGGUUUCCCUGAGAUGAACUCAUAUCCUCGAGAGGAGGGGGGCAAUCAAAUCUCUGCUGCGUGUGUUAUACGAUCUAACAAAGAUGAAGUGUCGAAAGUUGUGGUGUUCGUGAAUGGGAAGGCAAUUUCCUAUGAUUUGAAUGAUGGGACAUUCACAAGCCUUUGUGACCUAGACCCGUGUCCAAAAACUUAUGGUUCUCCAUCGAAUGACGAAGUACUCGAUGUCUAUCAGUACUUUGAGACCCUCUCUUGUGUUUGAGAGGCCUUCUUCUAUUGGAUACCAUAUUCUGCAGUCCUAUCGUGGAUAUCAAUCAUGUUAUAUUAUUUGUGCUCUCAAAUAUGCUUGCCGUCACUCUUGCAUUGAAUAUGUUUGCAGCUGCAGUGGCCUCGAAAGAAUAAUCAUAUAUAUAUAUAUAUAUAUAUUGUCUAUCAUUUAUGUAUGAAAAUAUAACCUUCAA
Molecule: messenger RNA, 2102 nt
Organism: Durio zibethinus
Lineage: Eukaryota; Viridiplantae; Streptophyta; Magnoliopsida; Malvales; Malvaceae
Product: F-box protein At5g07610-like
Molecular function (GO): protein binding
Source: RefSeq, a predicted model, not a curated record